GUCCCUUGGCCGGUCUGGCGCCGUCUGGUCACAGGCCCUCACUCCCUCUCCCUCCCCCGCACUGCCUUGCUCAAGUCUCGUGCUGCUGUAAAUCACUGCCCUCGCCCUCACCCUCUCCCUCGCCCUCCCUCCCCAGUGCCAUUCUUUCUUUCUCCAGACUCGCCCUUCGACUCACCUUCCCUUGUUGCUCUGCCAGCCUCAGCUCACGAAACAGCCAACACUCCACCUACGUCACCAUCGUCAUGCCACAGUCAAGACCAAAACCCUCUGAAAUAGCUGCCGAAGCAAAGCGAGUAUGGAUGCCUCACAUUUGGAAACACUACAUUCGAGACUCCAAGACGUCAUAUCUCUAUCCAGAUUCUGCACAAAUACGAGUCAAUGUCGACAAGCGCUCAUCACAACGGACCAGAGUCGCAGUCAUGGAGGGUGACCCCAUCAACUAUGCCCUGGGCUGGUACCAGAGCGCUCUCAAUGCCGACCCAAACUGCAAAAGAAUUCCUGUGGUCAAUGUAGCCAACGAAAAGCGCGCAGGUGGCGACUGGGAAUCUGGCCUCAUGGCCCCAGAAGAGUGCUUUGCACGGAGAAGCAACUUGGUUCACGCUCUCACCAUGCCCUGGAACGCACAAUUAGGCGUCGAAGAGAAUUUCUACCCCAUCCCACAAAGAGGUGGCAUCUACUCUCCCGAAGUGUACGUUUUCAGAGCCGGUCCGGAACAAGACUAUGCACCCUUUUCAGACAUGGCCUCACUUCCCGUGAUAUCAGUCGCUCCAGUGCGGCGCCCAAAACUUGACGAGAGCGGUUGCAAGUACUCAUUUGCACAAGAAAGAGAGUUGAUGCGAGAGAAGAUGCGAGCAGUGCUGCGCAUCGCAUCCUACUGCGGCCAUCGAAACUUGGUUUUGGGCGCGUUUGGUCUCGGACCAAUAUUCCGCAACCCGGCGCAGGAAGUAGCGUGCAUGUGGAGACAAUUACUCUUUGAGGAAGAAGAGUUCCACGGCGCAUUCCAGGAUAUAGUCUUUGCUAUUGACAGUAGCAUGGUCGGAUCACCAAGCAAGGGCUGCAUGUCUGACGUGGACAUUUUUAGGCGCGAAUUCGAUCCUGCCACCAUUUGGCCAACAAAGUGGUGAAAGGGUGACAAGAUUUGACUACCACUCUCCCCCCCCCCCUAAAGAAAAAAGAU
This is a messenger RNA of Bipolaris sorokiniana ND90Pr, 1177 nucleotides long. RefSeq lists its product as uncharacterized. The transcript is spliced from 2 exons. Lineage: Eukaryota; Fungi; Ascomycota; Dothideomycetes; Pleosporales; Pleosporaceae. Bases 243 to 1124 code for a protein of 293 amino acids. The record is from RefSeq and is a predicted model, not a curated record.